Orbicella faveolata is the source of this 555-nucleotide messenger RNA. RefSeq names its product transcription factor MafK-like. Gene Ontology annotation, cellular component: nucleus. Lineage: Eukaryota; Metazoa; Cnidaria; Anthozoa; Scleractinia; Merulinidae. Gene Ontology annotation, molecular function: RNA polymerase II cis-regulatory region sequence-specific DNA binding; DNA-binding transcription factor activity, RNA polymerase II-specific. The record is from RefSeq and is a predicted model, not a curated record. Gene Ontology annotation, biological process: regulation of transcription by RNA polymerase II.
AUGGAUGAAGACUUCAAUAAUAUGCUCGAUUUGUAUCGCGAUAGUGAAACGACAACUACUCUUUUUGACUCUGUGUGGCCCCAAGAAUAUAUUUUGUCCGCGAACAACAACAAGAUGGCCGACAACAACGAUGAACGCGACAUUCAAGAUCUGUUCGAUGGUGUAACAAACCCGAAAGAUGAAAAUACAUCUUCGAGUUCAUGGGGCGAGGGACUGACUACCAGAGAUGUGAAAGAAAUAACCGACCGAGAUAUUGCAAACCUUCCGGUUCAAGAGCUGAAUAAACUGCUCCGGAGCGUUCCAAGGGAAGAAGCAGCAAGGAUAAGAAAACGACGACGAAACCUGAAAAAUCGGGGAUACUCCCUAAGCUGUCGGCUUCGAAAACAGCGAGAGCAGGAAGAUCUGAUCAACGAAAAUACCUCAUUGAAGAAGAAGAUGGAAGACGGAAAAUGGAAGCUACUUAACGUGUGGAAAGAAAAGGAGGCUUACAAGAGAAAAUAUCUGCAAUUGCAGAAAUGUUUUACUGUACGCAAUCUGCAAGUGGAAACUUCAUAG